Molecule: messenger RNA, 5036 nt
Organism: Periophthalmus magnuspinnatus
Lineage: Eukaryota; Metazoa; Chordata; Actinopteri; Gobiiformes; Gobiidae
Gene: ntm
Product: neurotrimin
Exons: 8
Coding region: 357-1433 (358 amino acids)
Cellular component (GO): neuron projection
Source: RefSeq, a predicted model, not a curated record
CCUCCUCGGGCAGCUCCAGCAGACAGCGGGCUACUCCUGCACCCCCGAGCUCCUCUCUCUAGUCUCUGCUAUCGCUAACAAACUUGGAAGGAAUACGAAAGCAGCGGGCAGCUUUUUUUUUUUUUUUUUAAUCCUCGCUCUGUGCUUAAGCGGCAGUGUCAGGCAGCGCGCGCAUUGGCUACGUGUCCAAACCCCACCGCGCGCGCUUACCUGGAGAGCAGAUUGGGGAUUAAGACGAAUGUACCGAGGGUGAAACCACUACCACUUGGGGGGAGCGUGUAGUGGACUCGUUGUCUCGGACUGGGAUUGUUUUGUUUUGUUUUGUUUUUACGCCGCGCGCGGGGCUGGACACGACGAUGUCCGUCAGGGGAGACUGGGUCGCGUUUUCCAAAUUCUCUUUUCUUCUCUCUCUGAGGAUCUUGCUUCUUGUGCCUGCAGGAUCUGUCCGCAGCCAAGGAGACGCGCAGUCCGACAACAAAGUCAUGGACAACAUCACCGUGCGCCAAGGGGAGAGCGUGUUUCUCAGGUGCGAGCAGGGAGAUGUGGUGACCCACACAGCAUGGCUGAACCGCUCCAGUAUCCUGUUUGCGGGGGAGGACAAGUGGUCUGUGGACCCCAGAGUCAGUCUGGUCACUCUGAACCAGGAAGAAUUCACCAUAAAGAUCGAUAACGUGGAGAUGACCGACGAAGGCCAAUACGUGUGCGCUGUUCAGACCAGCCGGAGACCAAGGACCACCUCAGUGCAUAUCCUCGUCCAAGUCCCACCCAAGAUCAUCAACCUCUCCAAAGACCUGGUGGUGAACGAGGGCUCCAAUGUGACUCUGGUGUGUCAGGCCAACGGGAAACCAGAGCCCUCCAUCAGCUGGAAGCUCAUCUCCUCCUCAGGUGAUGUCGGGUCAGACGAUGAGUACCUGGAGAUCCCGUCCAUCAGCAGACAGAGGGCAGGGACCUACGAGUGUUCGGCCGUGAACGACAUCGACACAGACGCGCAGACUGUCGACAUCACCGUUAACUAUUCCCCCACCGUGUUGGAGGGCAGAGAUGUGGGCGUGACCCUGGGACAGAGGGGCGUCCUGGAGUGUGAGGCGGACGCGGUGCCCGAGGCUGAUUUCGAGUGGUACAAAGACGACAGGAGAAUCGUGAACGGCCUGGAUGGUCUGGAGAUCGUGAGCUCUGGUUCUCUGUCCAAACUGACUUUCUUCAAUGUGUCCGAGGGAGACUAUGGUAACUACACCUGUGUGGCCAUCAACAAACUGGGCAGCUCCUCCACAAACAUUCUGCUCUACGUAGUGGUAAUUGAACCCACUAGCUCAACGCUAUUGCAAGGUCCGAGAGCAGUCCAGGACGGGAGCGGCGGCGGUGCCAUGGGUCUUCACUCCCACAGCUGUCUGCUCCUCCUAGCACUGCUGAAUCUUCUGCUGCAGCGCUUCUGAACGGAUCUACCAACCAGUGAACGAGUGAAUGCACGAGUGAUCGAGUGACAGAGCGAAAGAGUGAUCGUGUGAACAAAUGAGUGAAUGUGUGAGCUGAAGAGAGAGUGAGAGAGUUGUUUUGUUUUUCUCCAACUGGAUUCACAAACUGUUGCACAGAGGUCAUGAAGUACCCACUACACAAUGAUGUUGACCCACGUAAUAAGAAUAACUCAAGUUUCUGUUUGUUUUUUUUCUUUCUUUCUUUUUUUUUGUUUUUGUUUUCAAAGAUGUAACAAAUAGUUGACAUUGGAAUGGAUUUUGUCUAUGUUUUUGGUAACUUUAUUUUAGGGUACGCGUGAAACAAACUUUAAACUAGCUGCUAAUUUACAUACUUGUACAUGGUUAAGUUGGUUUUUCUUUAUUAAUGUUUUAUUCUGCUGCUAACUUCACCUUUACUUUUACUUUUCUAUUAAUAAACUCCUCAUUACUAGUAAUUACAACGAUGUCAGGACUUAAAUCAUGAUCCUAAAGUCAGAUUUUUACCAUUUUAAAAACAUCCAAAACAGAACUAGUUCAUUUUAAACGAUUUUGUAAUGAUCCAAAGUUAGUUUUCACUUACCUUAUGCAUUCUGAGCAUCCUGAGCAUCCUAAUUACUCACCAUGAUGAGUUUAUAAGCGCUGUCAGAAACCAGAGCGGAGUUUUGCCAUCACAACUAGCAUGCUAACGUGCAUUACCCGUUUCUCGACAGCUCGGGGCAGACUUAUUUUGAUCUCAGGAGCUGUUUAUACAAUAUAUGUGCGGGGCUUUAGGGCUAGUACCAUAAGUAGUGUCGUUUUUACUAUUCAUGUCCAAACAUCAUAAUAAUAAGAUGUAAUGGAGUUUAACAAUAGUCUUCAUAAAUCUCUAAUUGGCUACAGAAUGUGGUUUUGCAGGAUAAUACAUUAAUAGGGACCGUUUAAAUGCUAAUUAACAUCAAAUUAACCAUUCACGUGUAUGCAAAUUAGCCGCUAGCUAGACGUGUUCCCUAAAAUAGUGCUGCCAUGUUUUCUCUAAAUUAUAUUGUUCUGGGUUGUCUCUUUUUCGGUACGUUUCAGACAAAUGAGUUUUUAACUGUGCAGUCCGUAUUCAGACUUUUUAGCAGCGUUGCAUAUUCAUCUCCACUCCAGGAAAAGCAAAAUUUACCGCAAGUACGAGAGGUGAAUGUGAAAUACCUCAAAGUCGGACGCAGACGGCGAGGCGCGGCGGGGACGAGGAGGCGCGGCGGGGAACGAGGAGCGGCGGGGAUGAGGCUACCCCGCGGCUCACAUCUGAUUUUAAUGUACAAUAAUUAUCAUUCAGUCUGCUGUUUAAUGCAGCUUUGUUUAUGACCUUCAUGGAUCCGGGUUCUCCGCUCUCCAGUGAGCUAGCGCAGUUGCGUCAUUAUGCUAAUAUUAUAACUUAAUUGUUUUAUUUUAACUGUAAAAAGUGGAUAUACCGCCGAGUUUGAAACGACUUGGAUUCAGAAUGGUAUCUCGGUUUUAAGUUGUUUUGAUGAGGUUAGAUUCAUUUGCGAGUGUGGUGCAGAUUAUUUCAGCACAUUUCUGAGGUUUAGCAUGAAAUAAGAAAUGUGAGAAAUAAUAUGAUAUAAAUGAGAAACAUAAAUAAGUAAUAAUAAUAAUGCAUUUGUCUAGCUAUUUUCAAGACGCGCACUAUUCAUUCACUCUAUACUCUGUGGUGGUAUGCUUCUAUUGUAGCCACAGCCGUCCUGGGGCAGACUGACUGAAGGGAGGACGCCAAUCUACACCUCCGACCAACACCAACACUCUCACACACCCCACGUUCACACCAGGCAAUAUGGGUGAAGUGUCUUGCUUAAAGACACAAAGCCAAUUUAUUUUUUAAUUAUUUUUUUUCACUGGCGCCCUCUUGUGGCACCUAGUAUUCCCUGCAAUCUCCCAUCCAAGUAAUAAUCUUACCCAGCCCUGAAAUCAGAUGAGAUCACGCUUUGGCCACUUACAGUUUCAUAUCCUAUUGUCACAUAUUUUGGCUGGAAAUAAUAAGUAGUACUUUAAAAUAAGUUAAAAAUAUCUCGGUAAAAAGAUACAUCUGAACUCGUCAAAACUGAAGUUAACAUAUUCUGAAUUCACGUCGUUUUAACUCAGCUGGAUAUUCAUUUUUGGUUUAUUUUGUGUUUAGUUUUAAAUAUUUUAUUUCACGAAAGGGACAUGAAGUUGUAAUUACUAGAACUGUCUAUCCUAGUUUAUAGUGUUUUGUGUUUGUUUUGUUAUUUACCAGUUCUUCACAAAAUCAGUGUCAACAAUGUUUCUGAUCUAAUUAAGAUGUUUGAAACGAGGAACAAAAGCUAGAAUCCCGAGUCCUGUUGUCCGGGCUCGACUUUUGGCUUCAAAUUUCCGAAUGCAUUUGCUUUGUUUUUCUCACAUGGUCCGACGCACACUUCCCCGAUACUUUCUGUUGUCAGUAACUUCACCGAACCACACGAUAAUUUGCAUGAAUUUUAGGCACAGACAACCCAAAGACUGACGCAAUUUGUCCCAGCACCAAACCCUUUAUAUCUGAUUUUGUUUCCUCCAAUAACAUCGUUUCAUAGCAUUGUCUUAUUUGUGAACUACAUACCAAGAGUGUAAAGAAGUACUGGUGGGUGCAAUUCUAUAAUAAAUCCUGAAUCCUAUUUGGACGGCUGCCUUUUGGAGUGACAUUUCCGAGCGCAUAUGCGGGCUUACAGUACACGAGGAAUCGCAAUAACCUGGAUUGAUUAAGGAGCCAGUUUAAAGGCUACAACUGCUCUUAUCGCCUGAGUUAUGGCUUUCACUAUGAGAGCAGACAGCGCUUAUGAGAAAACAAUCAUAUCCAUAGAAACCAUAUCAGGGUUUUAUUACAGGUGCGCUCCACGACAGGUGUAUGCGGCAGGCGACAAACAGUUUCAAUUGGUUUUAUGCAACGCCAGAGCGAAAAUGAAAGUUGUUUUUCUUUUGCUCGAAAGCUUAAGCUACCAAAAGAGCUGGCAUAAGUUUUGUAUUGCAGUGGCGUUAUCUCAUACGAGUCUGUUGGACUGGAUCAGAGCUGCGCACAACUGUACACAAAACUAUACAGUGGCGACAGGAGCUAAAAUAAGUCGUCUUCUUCUACAAAUUGUAAGUCUGUCGCAAUGUUUAUUACGUCCUGACAGUUACGCCGUCUUUUACUUGAGUACUUUUUACUCUAGUUUGAGACCUACCUUGUACUACUUCGUAACAUUAUUUAUUUAAUUAUAACUUCAGUACUUGUUUUUGUUGUUUUUUUUUCUUUGUUUUUUUGACUGUGCUACUCACUUCUGGUUAGGAACUUGACUUAUUAUUGUUAUUGUUUUUAAAUUUUAAUAAGUUGGUAUCUGUCAGAGCCCCUUUUUGUGUAAUUAAAAAAAAAAAAAAAAAAAAAAAAGAUGAAAUAUGAAGCUCAAAACAGAUUAUAGGCAGAGGUUACUCGCAAACAGCCAUCCAGCUAAUAGUUCCAAAAUGUAAAAACAAAAAAAAUAUAUUGGCUUUUCUUCCCUGUAAAUGAAAUGUAAAAUUUUCCAAAAAUCUAAAACUUGUUGGACAUGUUUCACUGGUGUACCCUGCAUUCUUUUUAUAUAUUGUGUUAUGUAG